Messenger RNA from Necator americanus (New World hookworm), 411 nucleotides. RefSeq lists its product as uncharacterized. Lineage: Eukaryota; Metazoa; Nematoda; Chromadorea; Rhabditida; Ancylostomatidae. Bases 1 to 411 code for a protein of 136 amino acids. The record is from RefSeq and is a predicted model, not a curated record. The transcript is spliced from 3 exons.
AUGAGAGUAAUGACGGCGGAGAGGGUGAACAGACCGAAAAUAAAUGGGUGCCAUAUCCAAUGGUAUAAUAUUGGUUUUUGGAUAAGUACCCGGUCGGAUAGACUGUCUGCACAACUCGAGCAAGGACACAAGAAGUGGCGACCAAGGAUUCAGAAGAAAGAAGAGCGAGCAGCAGCCGAUCAAGGAUUCAGAAGAAAGAAGACCGAGCAGCAGCCGAUCAAGGAUUCAGAAGAAAGAAGACCGAGCAGUAGCCGAUCAAGGAUUCAGAAGAAAGAAGACCGAGCAGCAGCCGAUCAAGGAUUCAGAAGAAAGAAGACCGAGCAGCAGCCGAUCAAGGAUUCAGAAGAAAGAAGACCGAGCAGCAGCCGAUCAAGGAUUCAGAAGAAAGAAGACCGAGCAGCAGCCGAUUAA